Messenger RNA from Felis catus (domestic cat), 3006 nucleotides. RefSeq names its product G protein-coupled receptor 15 (gene GPR15). The transcript is spliced from 2 exons. Lineage: Eukaryota; Metazoa; Chordata; Mammalia; Carnivora; Felidae. Gene Ontology annotation, cellular component: membrane. The coding region runs from base 71 to 1261 and encodes 396 amino acids. The record is from RefSeq and is a predicted model, not a curated record. Gene Ontology annotation, biological process: immune response; G protein-coupled receptor signaling pathway. Gene Ontology annotation, molecular function: G protein-coupled receptor activity.
GAUUUUAAACCUUUAUACAAAAACUUCCUAGGUAAGGAAACUUAAUCGGAUCUGGCAGCUGACCUUAGUGAUGGACCCAGAAGCAACUGCUGUUUAUUUGGAUUAUUUCUAUGCUACAAGCCAAAAUCCUGAUAUUGAGGAGACCCACUCCCGUGUUGCUUACACAUCUGUCUUCCUUCCCAUCUUCUACGCAGUUGUGUUCCUGACGGGAGUGUUGGGGAACCUAGUCCUCAUGAGUGCAUUGCAUUUCAAACGGGGCAGCCGAAGACUGAUCGACAUCUUCAUCAUCAACCUGGCUGUGUCUGACUUCAUUUUCCUUGUCACGUUGCCUCUCUGGGUGGAUAAAGAAGCAUCUUUAGGACUGUGGAGGACAGGCUCUUUCCUGUGCAAAGGCAGCUCCUACAUGAUCUCAGUCAACAUGCACUGCAAUGUCUUCUUGCUCACCUGCAUGAGUGUUGACCGCUACCUGGCCAUCAUGCGCCCAACCGUAUCCAGGAAAUUCAGGAGGAGAGACUGUGCAUAUGGAGUCUGUGCCAGUGUCUGGUUUAUCUCCUGCCUUUUGGGUUUGCCUACUCUUCUGUCCAGGGAGCUCACCCUGAUUGAUGAUAAGCCAUACUGUGCAGAGAGGAGCGCUACUCCAAUCAAACUGACUUGGGCCCUGGUGGCCUUAAUUUUUACCUUCUUUGUCCCUUUGGUGAGCAUUGUGACAUGCUAUUGUUGCAUCACAAGGAAGCUGUAUGCCCAUUACCAACAGUCGGGAAAACAUAACAAAAAGCUGAGGAAAUCCAUAAAGAUCAUCUUUAUUGUCGUGGCAGCCUUUGUCUUCUCCUGGCUGCCCUUCAAUACUUUCAAGCUCCUGGCCAUUGUCUCUGGGUUGCAGCAGGAAGUCUACUUUUCCUCAUCUUUUAUCCAGCUAGGCAUGGAGUCACAGAUUUCUUGUAAUAUUCCUAUGGCAAGAAGAAAAGAUAAAUCCAGUGCCAAAGCUCCCACUAUAGACUGUGUGCCUAUGGGCUCUGCCACCCAAACUGGUAUGAGACACUGUAAGUAUCACCGUCUUUCCUAUUCGGUGCUGUUUGUUAGGCCAAGAAGCUGCACUCACUGGUCUAUGUGCAGAGAGAGCAAUUUGAAUACACACUAUUCCUGCAUUCCAGGAAACUUGUUUACACUUUUCAGAAAGCACAUUUGUAUAAAUGACUUCCUAAUUUUAAUAAGGAUUUCCAAAAGGAGUUUAAAAAAAAAACAUAGUGGUUUCUCAAAUUAGUAACAUCAUAAACUGCCCCAAACAUUUGAAACUUGAUUUACAUUUACUUUACUUAAGAAAUAAUAUUUCCGUGCAGCAUUUUUCGGAGGGGCAGUUAAGAAUGUUCUGAAGUAAAAUGAUAAUAAGGUCAAUAACUGAAUGACCACAAUCAAGAAGAAAAGGAAACAUAGUUUUUAAGAAUAAGAAAGCAUAGUGUUCCAACAUUAAACCUGCUACUAAUUUUCUAAAUAUAUAUUUUUUUGAGCGUAAUUACCUCAGCUUGCUUUAUUUAGGAAGGAUAUUAAAAUGUUAACAAUAGUUGUUGUAGGUAGUAGAACCAAGGACAGAUUCAUUUUUAAUUUUAAAUAUUUUUAUGAAUGUUAUCCAUUUUUUAUAAUGAAUAUGUAUUUCUUAAAGUUUAUAAUAAGGGAUGCUAAAAGAAAUGUCAUAUGUGGCAUAAAGCAUAUAUUAAUAUUUCAGCACAAUUUUACCUCUUCCUCUAAAGUCAAAAUAGGAUUUUUUUAAAUGUCAUGCUCAGUUUUAAGUUUAAUAUCCGUAACUUUGAGAUGAUUUAACUUUAGACAAAGCCUCAAUAAAUUAAAAUUCAACCAAAUCAUAUUUGUUCUCAUAUCAAAUGCAGCAAGUCAUUAUGUGGUUCAAAGCUUCUAAUUUACUUUUACUAAAUUGGCUUGUCCGUUAAGUCAAAGGUCAGGCCAGGUUGUGUGUAUAGAUGCAGUUCUUUAUCUUAUUUUAAAAUAUUUCAACUUUUCAAUCAAGUGCAAAUUAGAAUUGGUUGGAUAAUAGUUGACUGUGAGUUAUACCAUUUAUUCCAAAUGCUCUAUUGAAAAGUAUUUGCAAAUAACAUAUUUCUUGAAAAGUGCAAAUGCCUCCAAAUGAAAGAUUUCUAAAAUAAAAGGAAUGAUUUUUUAAUUUGAGCAAUCAUAUGAGGAAGAAUGUUGGUUUUUAACGUCUUUCUCUGUCAUGUGGAUUUAUCUACAAACUUUUCUAGCGUUGAGGCUGUGUAAACAUUGUUUGCUAAGUUCUCAAGGAAGCCGAACCACCAGCCUGACAUCAAUUUUCCAUUGUAACAGUACAGUUCUGUUACCAAGAAAAAUGCACAGGGCAGAUGAAUUGUAACAGGUAUCUACGGUUCUCAUUGCAACGAUUUUUAAAAAUGGAGCUUAAGAAUGAGACCCAUGUUUAUGGAGUAUUCAUUUAGUACCAAGGAGCUGUUAAAUGGUUCACAUAUGUUAUCACACUUAAUUUAAUCCAUAAACCAACCUGUGAAAAAAAACUGAUGCAGUCCUCCUUCCUUUUCUCUCUUUUUCCACCGUGGUCAGAUCUUCCUUUCAGUCUGAAGCUUUCUCCCCAGCUUCUCUAGCUGCUUCUCUCAAUAAAUCUUUCCUACUCCUGUCUUGAGGUCUGUUUCUCUGCAAACUUGAACACAUAAAGAGAAAAAAAAAUUUUUUUCUGACAGAAUAUAAAUUUUCUAGAGUUAAAGAACCCUUUGGAAAAUGCUUUCUCCCAGACAUGUCAAAGAUGGAGCAUGCUAUGCUUUGGAGUAACAAGUGUUCUGUGUGUUUUCAUACUGCUGAAGUCAUAUAUUUAGCCGAGAAUUCUAAAAAUGUGCCUCUGAGAAGUAUCUUGAUUAGCUGUCUUAAGAAAAGCCCUUGAUGGGGGUGCCUGGAUGGCUCAGUUGGUUAAGCGUCUGAUUUCAGCUCAAGUCAUGAUCUCACAGUCUAUGAUUUCACAGUCCAUGAGUUCAA